Messenger RNA from Grus americana (Whooping crane), 7237 nucleotides. It is a transcript of the gene TRIM36, whose product is annotated as tripartite motif containing 36. The coding region runs from base 104 to 2278 and encodes 724 amino acids. The record is from RefSeq and is a predicted model, not a curated record. The transcript is spliced from 10 exons. Gene Ontology annotation, molecular function: protein binding; zinc ion binding. NCBI's taxonomy places the organism in Eukaryota, Metazoa, Chordata, Aves, Gruiformes, Gruidae.
CCCCCCACGCCUCUCUCGGCGGGCCGCCUCCCGCCCGGCUGGACGGCGCCCCGCCGGGUUGGCAGCCGCUGCCGCGGAGCCUGCGGGCGGACGAGGCGCGGGGAUGGAGGGCGAUCGGCUGGACAGCCCGGUUACCAUUAAGGGUAUAGAAAGAGAGCUCAUCUGCCCAGCAUGCAAGGAAUUAUUUACCCAUCCACUGAUCCUUCCUUGCCAGCACAACGUCUGUCACAAAUGUGUGAAAGAAAUACUCUUCGCAUUUGAAGACUCUUUAGCUGAUGGAGGCUCUGAAUCCUCUAAUCAGAGUAGCCCUCGAAUUAAAGUCUCUUCUUCUAGCAUGGACAGAAUUGACAGGAUUAGUAGAUCAGGAUUUGGCGUCUACACAGGCAGAAAACGCAAUUCACUGACUCCUAGAUCGACUCUAUUUCCUUGUCCGGGUUGCCAGCGGGAUAUUGAUCUCGGAGAACGUGGCAUCAAUGGCUUAUUUCGCAAUUUUACUUUGGAAACCAUUGUGGAAAGAUACAGACAAGCAGCCAGGGCAGCCAUUGCUAUUAUGUGCGAUUUCUGCAAACCUCCACCUCAAGAGUCCACGAAGAGCUGCAUGGACUGCAGUGCAAGCUAUUGCAAUGAGUGUUUCAAAAUACACCAUCCUUGGGGAACUGUGAAAGCCCAGCAUGAGUAUGUAGGACCAACCACCAACUUCAGACCCAAGAUUUUGAUGUGUCCAGAACAUGAAAUGGAGAGGGUAAAUAUGUACUGUGAAAUCUGCAGAAGGCCUGUUUGUCAUCUUUGUAAACUGGGUGGAUGUCAUGCAAACCAUAGAGUAACAACCAUGAGCACUGCCUACAAAACCCUUAAGGAGAAGCUUUCAAAAGAUAUCGAGUACCUCAUCAGUAAGGAGAGCCAGGUGAAAGCUCACAUCACACAGCUGGAUCUGCUGCUGAAAGAAACAGAGUGCAACAGUGAAAGAGCUAAAGAAGAAGCAUCUCAGAGUUUUGAGAAAUUAUCUCAUGUCCUGGAAGAGAAGAAGUCUGCAGCUCUUAGGGCAAUUGAGGCUUCUAAGAAUUUAAGGCUGGAAAAACUGCAAACGCAAGCCGAAGAAUAUCAAGGGCUCCUGGAAAAUAAUGGCCUUGUAGGAUAUGCUCAAGAAGUGCUUAAAGAAACUGAUCCAUCUUGUUUUGUUCAAACAGCAAAACAACUUCAUGUCAGAAUCCAAAAAGCUACUGAAUCUCUGAAGACCUUCAGGCCAGCAGCUGAAACUACUUUUGAGGAUUUUGUGGUGGACAUAGCCAAGCAAGAAGAGAUCCUUGGUGACUUGUCCUUCCUUUCCAAUGGUCUAGAAAUACCAGAAAUCAAUGAAGAGCAGAGCAGAAUGUAUGACAAAGCUCUAAUCAGCUGGGAAUGCCCAGGGAAGACAGACUCAGCUGAUAUCUAUGUUCUUGAGUAUCAUAAGCUUAACAGAGAAGAGGAGAGUGCGACAUGGCAGGAGAUUGAAGUUUGCAGCAAGAGCACAGUAAUACCUGAUCUUGAUGACGACAGCAGCUAUGCCUUUAGAGUUCGAGGAUAUAAAGGGUCCAUCUGUAGCCCUUGGAGCCAAGAAGUUAUUUUGUGUACACCUCCAGCUCCAGUUUUCCGUUUUCUUUUUGAUGACAAAUGUGGGUACAACAGUGAACAUCUGCUGCUGAACCCAAGAAGAACCUCUGUGGAAAGUAGGGCUGGAUUUCCUCUACUGCUGGGAUCUGAGCGCAUGCAGGUCGGGUGCUACACAACCCUGGAUUACAUCAUUGGCGACACUGGGAUUGCCAAAGGGAAGCACUUCUGGGCUUUUCAUGUGGAAGCCUAUUCAUAUCUGGUGAAAGUGGGAGUUGUUUCUAGCAACAAGAUACAGAAAUUGUUCCAUAAUACCCAUGAUGUGACCAGCCCAAGAUACGAGCAAGACAGUGGUCAUGACAGUGGGAGUGAAGAUGCCUUCUGUGAUUCAUCGCAGCCUUUCACACUGGUCACUUUAGGCAUGAAGAAGUUCUUUAUCCCCACAACACCUGCUGCCCCAAAGGAUCCAGCGAGCCGAAUCCUUCCCCUGCCAUCAUGCUUGGGCAUUUGCCUGGACUGUGAAAAAGGCAAGGUGGGGUUUUACGAUGCAGGCUGUAUGAAAUGCCUUUAUGAGUGCGAGGUGGACUGCUCUGGCAUAAUGUACCCAGCGUUUGCCUUAAUGGGUGGUGCAGCAGUUCAUCUUGAGGAAGCUGUCACAGCAAAGUAUGGGGAGUACCACGAUGACAUCUAGUGCAGUAAUCUCUUCCCAUUGCUGUUCUGAGAUGGAAAAUGAAAGCAGAAGAAUUCUACCUUAGUUUUCAGUCCUGAUUAAUAACAUUCUACUUACGUGUUGCUCACAAGCCUCUGGGCCAUGCUUUUUUUAAACCAACGGUUCAGGCACUUCCCACACCAGUGGGAAAUGUUCUUCUGGGAACUCUCCUGCCUUUCUUGUGAUCUGUGCGAUGCCGUUCUCCACAGACAUUCUUCCCAGGACAAAGCAGAGAAGAAGUUUGACUAGCAACCAAAAUUACUCUUCAGGGGUAGAAAUCUGCCUUCUAUGUAACUUAAAUCCUUACCUAGUCAGUUUUGCUUUUUAUGAAGUCAAAACUGACAGCGUGUGAUUGCCAUUCUCCUUUUAAGAAAUCUGCCUGAAUGCCUCUGAGGGGUCAAAUGUUUUCCAGUUAACCCCUGAGCACCAGGGAGGGGGUUGGGCCUUUCAGCAUGAAAUAACAUUUGCAAAAAUGCAGUAAGUUGGGAGAAAUCAGAACUGCAGCUGAACAUUCAGGUUGUAUUGAGAAAGAGGAGCGUAAACUAGAAUCUGAUUGCAUGUCAUAUACCUUUAAUGUGACUGUACGGUAAAACUCUAAUUCUGACACCUGGUGUCGUAUAGUUGGUGGCACAAUGGUAAGUUUCUUUACUCUUCCAGGCUUUUACUAUAGGCUAUAUAAAAUACAUAAAGUGCAAUUUGACCGUAAACAUCAGACUUUAGAAUCCAAAAUCAGAAGUGUUUGCAUGUGUGAGUAAUAGUACCUGGUAUUUAGGCAAAAGAGUCACAGAAUCAUAGAAUCACAGAGUAAUUUGGGUUAGAAGGGAUUUCAAACUCAUGUAGUCCACACACCCCACCCCCACCACAGGAAGGGACACCCUCCACUAGACCAGGUUGCCCAAAGCUCCAUCCAACCUGGCCUUGAACACUUCCAGGGAUGGGGCCUCCACAACCUCUCUGGGCAACCUGUUCCGGUGCCUCACCACCCUCACAGUAAAGAAUUUCUUCCUAACAUCUCAUCUAAAUCGACCCUCCUUCAGCUUAAACCCAUUACCCCUUGUCCUGUCACUACACUCCCUGAUAAACAGUCCCUCUCCAGCUUUCCUGUAGGCCCCUUCAGGUACUGGAAGGAUGCAGUUAGGUCUCCCUGGAGCUGCCUUUUCUCCAGGCUGAACAACCCCAAAUGAGCAAAUGAGUUAUUGACAUGAGUAAUAAUAUGUGAACUUUAAAAACAAAUCAGGUAUUUCUUUUAAUACUUGUUUCUAUAAGUUAGUUUUUUUAAUCUAGUAGCAGCUUGGUUUUUUAGUAAGAAUGUUAAAAAUGCACUGUUUUAAGUUCUGAGACCCAAUUUCUGCCUUAAAGGAUGUCUUCUCUCAAAUUUCUGUUCCUCUCAUGUUGAAAACUGUAUCACAUAGUAGUUUUUCACAGAAUCAUAGAAUGACACAUCCACAACUUCUCUGGGCAACCUGUUCCAGAGUUGCACCACCCUCAUUAUUAGAAAUUUUUUCCUUACAUUUAAUGUAAAUCUACCCUUUUUCAGUUUAAAACCGUUGCCCCUUGUCCUGUCACUACAGGCCUUAGCAAAAAGCCUCUCUCCAUCUCUUUCUUAAGCCUUCUUUAUAUAUUGAAAGGCCGCAAUGAAGUCUCCCCGGAGCCUUCUCCAGGCUGAGCAACCCCAACUCUCUCAGCUGUUCUUCACAGGAGAGGUGUUCCCAGCCCUCUGAUAAUUUUUAUGGCUGUCCUGUGGACCUGCUCUGUGCUGGAGACCCCAGAGCUGGAUGCAGUACUGCAGGUGGGGUCUUGGAAGAGCCAAGUGGGAGAAUCACCUCCCUUACUCUGCUGGGCACCCCUCUUUCUGUGCAGCCCAGGAUACAACUGGCUUUCUGGGUUGUAAGCACACAUUGCUGGGUCAUGUCCAAUUUUUCAUCCACCAGGAUCCCUAAGUCCUUCUCUGCAGGGCUGUUCUCAGUCCCUCAGUCUGUAUCAACACUGGGGAUUACGCGGACCCAGGUGCACGACCUUGCCCUUGGCUUUGGUGAACCUCAUAACGUUCACGCGGGCCCAUUCCUCAAGCCUGUCAAGGUCCCUCUGGAUUGCAUCACUCAGCUUGGUGUCUUCUGCAGAUCUGCUGAGGGUGAACUCAAUCCCACUAUGUUGUUAACAAAGAUACUAAAUAAUAUUGAUGCCAGUACAGACCCUUGAGAUACACCACUUGUUACUGGUUUCCACUUGGACUUUGAGCCAUUGACUAUAACUCUUUGGAUGUGGCCACCCAGCCAAUUCCUUAUCCAUUAAACAGUCUAUCCAUCAAACCCAUAUCUGUCCAGUUUAGAGGUAAGAAUGUUGUGGGGGAUCGUCUUAAAGGCCUUACAGAAGUCCAGGUAUAUGACAUCUGUAGUUCUUCCCUUGUCCACUGAUGCAGUCACUCCAUCACAGAAGGCCACUAGAUAAGUCAGGCAUGAUGUGCCCUUGGUUAACCCCUGGUGGCUGUCUAUAAUCACCUCCAUGUCUUCCAUAUGUUUUGACCUAUCUUCCAGGAGGAUCUGUUACAUGAUCUUACUGGGCAGAGAGGUGGACUGCAUCUGUUCAUGGAAAUCUACGUAAAAAAAACAUUUGGGUACUUGCACUGUUAACUCGUGUUGUGGAAAAAUAAGGAUCUAAAGUGAAGGAUGUUUCUAAUACAUACUUGGUGCUUUCUAAUUUGGGGAUAUGCUUUCUAAUUUGGGGAUAGUGUUGCGUCUUGAUGAAUGUGUGUGAAGUAUGCUUACUAAGUACAUGUAUACAGCUGUAGAGCUAUGAAAUGGGACCUGAAAAUCACAGUACACUUAAAUGAAUGUAGGUCAUAAUGCAAAGCCUUUGUGUGCUUUGCUGUCUGAACUGUCAUACUGAUCUGACCUGGAGUCCACCCCUCCCAGUGUCCUCUCUCCUAAGCCUCUGUCUGGUGGCCACUGUCAGAAGAAAUUGGCAGAAAUGUCAUCUGCGCCAAAGUGAGCAUGACAGCCUUUUUGGAGCUAGAAAGGUCUGGCAAGGGCAACCUCUUGUCAACCGCAAAUGUUUCUGCCCUAGUAAGGCUGCGUAGAAGUAUGUUGCACAGCUUCAUUGUGUGCUUGCGUGGGAAGCACUUCCGUGUCCCAGACAGCAGAUGGGAAGCAGUGGGUAUCUUCUGGAACAUUCUCCUGCAGGAGAAAUGGCAAAUUGUCUCUUGCUAGUUACCCUUUAGGUAAUUUCUUUUUGUAAAAUAUGGUUAUCAUAGCCUUUCUUUCCCAUUUUGCCCUCCCUUUCCUAUUUCUUCUCACUGGAUGGAAGCCAUUUUGUACUGGUGAGCAUCCUGUUGCCCCUCUUUCUGCUGUCAUCUUCUGAGGCUGACUGAAGGAGCCCUCCAUGCAGACACUCUGUUGCUGUGAAGGAUGACAAAAUUCUGAGUUUUCCUUCUUUACGUACUCCUAAAAUCGUAUUUGCCUUUUUGGUUGAUACCGAAUAUUAUGCUGACGUUUACAGUUUCUUCUGCAGUGUCUUCCACACAAUCCUGAUGGUUAGUUGUAAACAAGCUAUGCACAUACAGGGUUUCCCCACCUUGUGUGUAAUUUUGCAUCUGUUAAUGUUGAGUUUCAUCUGCUUGUUUACCUAGUCACUUAGUCCUGAGGGCCUCCUGCAGCUCUUCAGUCACUUCUAGACUUGAAUGUUUCUGAGUAGCUUCAUAGGUAACACAAACAUGAUAAUUUUUUGUUUGCUUGCUUUUCCAGAUCUUGGAGCAACUUAAGUUGUAGUAAGAUGCAGCAAACCUCUUUCUGCUGGUAAAAUUUAUUGUUCCUUCCACAUUUUUUUCCCCCUCAGUCAUUUAUUAAACCAUGAUUAGCUAGUCAAGCACUGAAAACUUUUACAUAUUAGUGCACUCUGUUGAGUAGAUGGCUCAUGUUCUUGUAUGUGUGAGCCCAGUAGCCAAACAGACCCAGGAGACAGGAUACUCUCUUCAGUAGCCGUGACUUCUCGCAUUGUAUAAUUGCCAUUUGGCCUUCAUCUACCAAAGCUAGGCUUAAAGCUACAGAUUAUAGGUUGAACUUUCCAAUUUGUUGUUCCCAGACAAAUGUAUAAUUUUUUGUCUGUUUCAGAAACUGGUCUAAAUUACAGGUUUUAUGUCACAGUUAGCACUCUACAGUUCCACAUUCAGAUUCUUUAUAAGCAUCUGGACCAAUAUCACCAGGCUUUGGCCUUUCAUUACUUUAUAGAAAUAUUCAUAAACUGAACACUCUGUCUUAGAUAUGAAGACAGUCCCUCAGAUUCAUUUAUUUAAAAAAAAUAUUCAAUUUUACUAGCUUGAAAAUAUAGAAGUAAGAAAUUAAUUUUUUUUUUUUUCUACUACAGCUUUAUCUUACAUUCAUUUAAGAUGUACUCUGCUAUGCAAUUACUUAUUCUACUGGACAGAAACCAAUACUACUUUAAACAUUUAUCUACCUUUUGAUAUGUCUGUUUGUAUUUAUCUCAUUCUGAGUUUAAACAUUGAUUUGGCUUUUGGUGUUACUUGAAUACGUAGGAUACCUUCAUUACAGUACUCUGUGGUGCUUACUCCAGCUUAUUAAAUAAAAAACACACUGUCGGAGGCACUGUCAACACAGUCAGAUUUUUUCCAUUACAAUGGAAGUGUCACCUUUCAGAAAUACAGUUCAGCAGUAUUUGCCUAUCCAAAUACUUAUUUUUCCAGAACAAGUUUCUUCCUGUGAAACAGCACUUUACAAUGUAGACUAAGCUAAGAAUGGUGUGGUAUUGUGUGGAUCUUCGUGCAAUAUAGCUGUUUGGUGACUUCUGUGUGAUUUGCAAAGCUCCAUGCAGGUGUGAAUCUUGUAGACACUUUUUAGAUAUCUAAAGCUUUAACAAAAUGGCCUUGUUUAAAAAUAUUCUGAAAUGUAAAUGUGAUGUCUUUUUUUCUAAAUAAAAGCUGAAAAUACA